Molecule: messenger RNA, 555 nt
Organism: Gamsiella multidivaricata
Lineage: Eukaryota; Fungi; Mortierellomycota; Mortierellomycetes; Mortierellales; Mortierellaceae
Exons: 1
Source: RefSeq, a predicted model, not a curated record
ACCCGACGCUCACUCACUCUUCUCCUCGCUGGGAUCCCUCCCGCUUUGGGCACCACAGUCAGAACAUGGCGAUUCUCCGGAUUAUACAUCAGCGAGGUCAAUGAGGUUAUCGAAUACCACCCCAUUCAUAAGAGCGACACAUUCUUGUCGAGGUCGUCACGCAGAGAGGUUCAGCGCGAUGUAUAGUAUAUAGGAAGCUUUCGGCUCGUGGAUGUACGUAGCUGAGAGAUAGACGCAACAAAUACGGGUGGUGCUGGUUUUGUGAAUGUACACCAGAUGAGGAUUCCACGGUAUUCAAGGACUCUGUGCGAUGCAAGCACUCCUAGUGAUGGAUAGGCCAUGUAUGUAGACUAGGAUGCCAUGUCGCACCAUGGAAGUGUGCGUGUGUGUGUGUGUGUGUGUGUGUGUAUUGCUCUGCUCUCAAAACGGAUACCUCAGUAGACAUACGAAGCAGGGUGCAUGUGUAUGUGUGUGUGCAUGGUCGCAAGUGGAGGGGGUGAGCGCAGACCUGACAGCAGCAAAGAGAGCACUGAGGGCAGAGACAAAUAAAUAAGC